This is a messenger RNA of Folsomia candida, 1338 nucleotides long. RefSeq names its product leukocyte receptor cluster member 1 homolog. The transcript has 3 exons. Lineage: Eukaryota; Metazoa; Arthropoda; Collembola; Entomobryomorpha; Isotomidae. The coding region runs from base 137 to 1276 and encodes 379 amino acids. The record is from RefSeq and is a predicted model, not a curated record.
ACGAAAAUGAGACAAAAAUAAAAUGAGACGAGCGGAAUGUGGCAAAAUGUACUCUUGUUGACAAUCGUAAAUCGUAAACUGUGUCGAGCGAACCAUGUUUUUUAAGAAUUUUUAAUUGCAUUGAGAACAUACAAUAAUGAAUAUUCUUCCCCAUAAAAGUUGGCAUGUUCGCACGAAGAAGAACAUUGCCCGUGUCCGGAAGGACGAAGCACAGGCGGCCGAAGAAGAAAAAGAACGUCAGCGAAAGAUUGCCCUUGCCGGUCAAGAAGCGAGAACAGCACUUUUACGACAACGUGCAAGUGAACGAUUAACGUCCGCAUCGGAAGCUGCGCCAAUUGCGACAAGUACGGAAGAUCGCUCAAUAACACUCGCCCCCGUUAACGACAUCGUCCAAAGUGAUGGACACGUAAACUUUUUCGUCGACGUGGAAGAGGGCCGACGUCAAGGAGGGGUGAAUAAGGAGGCAGAAGCAGAAAAGAAACAAGAGCAGGAAGAUUAUGAGAAGAAGAUUGGUUAUCUAGUCUAUUUAGGUCAAGAUUCACACGAAUCCAGUAAAACUCGUCCCUGGUACGCCAACAUUGAGAGAGGAACUGCGUCUGAGCCCAAAGUGAAGGAAACUUUUGAAAAAAUCAAAAAUUUCGAGAACAGCGGAUUCCUCCAAGGAACCACCAGCAAGAAUUGUGAUCUCACUCCUGACGAACUUAAAUUAGCAAAAUUUAAAAGUUUCCAAGACCCACUCAGCGAUAUUAGGAAAUACUUAAAAACGCCAGGCGUUGCCCAAAAGUUGGAACAAAUCAACAAGAAAACCAAAGCCCUUAAACGCAAGAGAUCCCCGUCACCACCACCAACAUCCUCGCAUAGCAAGAAAUCAAAAAAACACAAGACUGACAAAUCUAAGAAGAAGUCGUCAAAAAAGUCUAAACACAAAUCGCACCAUAAAGAUAAGAAACAUAAAAGAAAGCAUUCAUCAAGCUCAACAAAAUUAAAAUCUUCGUCCUCAUCAUCAUCUGGUGAAGAAGAGACCUCAGAAGACGAAAUAAAACGUAUCAACUUGGAAAAGUUGCGAGCCGAAAGACUUCAACGGGAGCGUGAAGAGCGUCGACGGACGGAACAAUUGAUGGCGAAAUUACGUGGCGAAAAACCUCCGGAAGAGCUGGAGAAGGAGAAAGCCGCAAUCGCAGAAGCAGAACGAGAUGGAGGGUUCACGACAGGAACACGAGUCAAACAAAAGUAUAAUUCACAAUUUAAUCCAGACCUUGCCCGUCAAAAUUAUUAGUUCUUAAAUUGUUACACAUUUUUUAGAAAAUUUUUUAAAUAUAUUAUUUUUUAUUCCCAUCA